This is a messenger RNA of Tuber aestivum (summer truffle), 5374 nucleotides long. NCBI's taxonomy places the organism in Eukaryota, Fungi, Ascomycota, Pezizomycetes, Pezizales, Tuberaceae. The record is from the annotation of a GenBank genome assembly.
AGCCUUCUCUCUCCCGAGGGCACUUUUUUUUUUUUUGCGUUUUGCGAUGUGUGAUGCUGGCGCAAGGUCAUACGAAACGCACUUUUAUUGUGCGUUGUGCGGCGGCCCUUUUGCAAAAGUAUUUCGCACCGCCGUUCCCCCUGCACCCCCGAACAAUGUCGAUCACAAUCACGAAUUCUACGGAGGCCGUUCGAUAGAUGGAGUGGAUACCGACUUGGAGAAUGAGUUUAACUUGGACCCGGAGGACAAUCGGAUCCUUCCCGAAGAGUUUGUGCUUAACAGCAUGAGCCAUGCGGCUAAACGGAGCAGAGAAUUGCGGCUCCGUGCAGAGAAGGACGGUUUUAGAAGAGGAAUGAUGGGUGAACGGAGGACCGCUCAGCGCGCUUACGAUGGGAGGCUUAUUUCGACCCAGCAGAUGGAAUGGACCAAAAACCUCCGCGCCCUCAUAUACAGGGGGGCGCGGAGGCAGCCACUCAAUCACGAUCGUUACCUGAAUAACGGUCAGAACGCUUACCUCACGGGCAGGGGCUUGAUUCGGCAGUCGAAAAAUUGGGCUGAUGCCUUCGCUUCGGUGGAGGAGGAUGAAGGGCACGAUGAGAGCGACGGCUCCGACAUACACACCGAGCUCCCCGUGUUUUCCGAUGAAGAGAUUCAACAGGGCACCUACGGGUUUAACGUCUAUCAGGAACUCGGCAGACCGGACGCCCUAUACGUUAUAUCAUCGAUACCAUUUCACGACGAAUGUUGGACCAUGUUGGACCUCGCGAUUGAAGAGGCCGGUAAAGAAAGGGGCCUAGACGAGAUGAAUGAGCGGAUAGAGAUGGAUGAUUUGUGGGGUUAUCUCAGAGGGCUUGUGGGGAUGACCGGUGUGAUGGAUAGUUCCAUUGUCCCUCAAUCUACGUGGGCGGCAUUGUUAGAAGAGCGGCGGGGUGACUGGAUUGUUACUAGGCUGGGAGAAGUAGAUUACCGAGAGGGUCAGGGUGCAGGGGAGGGUUGGCAAUGGAAACACGAAGACGGGCUUCAUGUCAGUCACUUGGCUACCUUGAACCCAUGGGAUAGUAGCUGAUAGGUUUUAUUUAGUGGCUUGUUGCUGAUCCAUCUACAAUAUCCGUGCGUAAUUCUCCUCUUCUUCCGCUGGUUUCAAACAAACCAUUGCCAUGCGCACCAAGAGCUGCUCUUAUGGACCCAUUCCAAGUACUUCCUCCGGAAAUAAUCCUCGAGAUUUGCGCCAUGCUCACCUCUACCGACAUAUUCAGUCUUAAGACUGCAACGCCCGCGGCUCACAAUUUGGGCCUUCCCGACUCCUUCUAUCGGAGGUUUUUACGGGACGAGUUCAAAUAUCUUCCCACCCUCGUCAAGACGGUUGGGUACUACGAGACCAUACAUGAGCGCAAGGUACUGGAUGCAAUUGACUGGCGGGGUAGCUUCGAACGCCUUCGGAGGUUGAUGAUGGCCCCGAAGGAUGGAGAAGGAUGGGAAUCAGUGGAUAUUAGUUUGAAGAAUCGAAACAGAAUUUGGAAGAUCGUGAAACCAAUGGCGGAUCAUCUCGUUGAGAGUUCGCCUGCAUUUUUGCUGCACAGAUAUAGCGCGCCCGGGCGCUUUGCAGAAAGGACUGGUCUAGUCAGGGGGUAUGUGGGAGUGCGUACGGGGAAACAAGGGUUGAUUGAGAGUGUUUACUUCGGCCCUCGUACACGAGUCAUCGAUCCGGAUAUAAAAGACGAGGCCGGGGAGCCCCUGCGAGAGGAUUUGGCACUUACUUUAGAUGUGGUUCGGGUUUGGCUUGAUGGUGAGGGUGGGCCUCUAUGUGGUCUGGGAUUUUUCGUGACUAGCGGGGAUCGGGAGGUGCAAAAGUGGGAGAAAUUCGGGAGGCGUGGCAGUAUCUAUGUGGAUGUUGACAUACGUUCGAGAAUUCUGACAGGAUUUGUCUUCUGCUUGCAUAGCUGUAUCGUUUGCGGAGUACAAUUGGUUUUCGAUGACGAUAAAUCGUUUUCCCAGAAGAUCGGACGCUGGAAUGGGGUUUCGCGAAAGAUCACUGCCCCCUCCCGGUAUAGGAAUCUUGUUGGUGUUAUUGGCUUUGUUAACUCUGGUGGAUUUAUUGAGACACUCGGUGUCUUAGAAGAGACCCCCGAGCUGCAACGUGAGGAUGCCAUUGGGCCAUUGCCUUCUCCACCUCAAACGGUUGAACUCACCCACGCGGAGGCGUCUGUCUGGAAGAGACUUCCACCACCGGAUGUUAAGUUGCUCGAGCGCGAAGGGCCUCACAUCAUGGAUUGGCGUAUGUGCAAGGGAGAAUGGGAGAUCUGGGCAAAUGGGUUUCAUGAGGAGGGAGCAGAGGAACUGUGCAGGAAUGAUAGAACACUUUUGGAAAUUGUGGGUUAUUAUGAUGAUACCGCACUCAGAGGGUUGGAAUUUGUGUACAGAGAGCAUAGCAGCAACAGGCGGGUCGCGUCUCUCCUUGGGUCAAAACGAGCGAAAGAGUGGGAUAGCAUUGGUUUUAAAGAGGGAGAAUCAGUGGCUGCCGUUGUCAUUUGCUAUAGCGACGCGUGUGUUCAUGGCAUUCUAGUAGGUCAGCCUCUGCGACUCAUCCAGUAUUGCAUGUUGACUCUCCCUAGUUUGUCACCGGAGGUGGGCGUACAAGUGAGGUUUUUGGACCGCGCUAUCUCGGAACUCACAAGGUUUUUUCCCCAACAGCUAAUAUUGACGGCCAAUCCCAAACAAUUUUUCGCAAAGAUACGACUGGAGACAUCAUAGGCUUGCACUGUUUAUAUGACGAAAAGGACCAAAAGUUUCUACAGCUGGGACUGAUGCUAUUAGAUGAUGUGUAUAAAAUCCACGAGACUGAGCUUCCACGCUCCAUACCUUUUAAUGACCUUGAUUCUAAACUGCAGGUGUGGGAUGAUCGCCCGCCACCGAAAGAUUGGCUGAUAGCUUCUCGCCCAGGAGAGAUGGGCAUUUUCACCCGUGAUUUCGCUCCUGCACAAUUUGGUGGCUGGAUAGAGCUUGGUUCACUGCGCAGGGUCACAAUAUAUGGCAGGAUGAAAGGAGUGCGAUUUUCUUUUGGGGAAGGAAAGGAUCGAUUCUUCGGAUAUGUGCAGGAUGUCAGCAAUGGUGUUUAUGUUCAAGAAAUCGACUAUGAGAGCGGCGAACGAGUGACAGGGAUUGUGGUUGUUAGGGGAGACCCUGCCUGUUCUAGCCCCAGAGAGAGACCGGGUUCUCGAGGUUCCAUAGGGAGCACAUCCACGGGUGGGGACGAGCAGCAGUUUUUGGAUCGAAUCUACGUAUGUUGCUCAGUGGUCGGCCCGGCGGGGGUGCUCGGGGGCUAAUAUUUUAUAGCUUUUGACAAACCGAAAUGAGGGACGACUUCCUCUUCCGGUGAAAUACCGCGUUUCCUCGCCUUAUCUUGUGGCAAUCAAGUUUGAUUUUAGUUACCAUCAACUGAUUUCCUGGGCCCCUAUCUACGCCCCGGACAAGACUGUACCCGCUUCCCGAGGACUCAUCUCCGAGAUGCUUCAGUUUCCGUGGAAGUGUCGUUUGGAUAAUAUAACUGCUGACCGAGACAUCAAGCCUACCUCACCCGUCGCCUGUAUAUUCUUCGACGAGGAGGAAGGAAAACUAAUCGAUGCAGUGAAGGGGUACGUCGACAAAAGAGGCGAUUUUUGUGGUCUCUUGUUCCGGAGGGAAGGCGAUUGGGAGAGCAAUGUCUUUGGUCACCGCUCGGCCUACGAGUUGACCUUUGAGCUGAUGGCAGGGGAACGCUUUACGUCAAUCUUUUUUCCAGAAAAAGGCCUUAAGGCCUUGGCAGUAAGACAUAAUGUACUCUGUAUAGCUGGUUCACUACUGAUGCGGCCUAGCUCUGCACUAACAAGGGUAGGACGACGCCAUGGUUUGGCCGGGGAUCCGGGCGUGUGAUACUCCGUGAACCACCAAGGGGAUUGGAAUCCGUCGGAAUCUAUGGAACCUUGGAUAGGGUGGGUUCCUAGAUGCCUGAUCCCCAUACUCAAUUACUGAACCGUGCUCAGGAAAUCGGAGGCUAUGGAGAAACCAUAGACUGGGCUACCAUAGGGCUACUGUGCCGGCAACAUCGGAGAUACUCCAUUGCGUACUCGAGACCCCAUAGCCCGAUUCCUCCAUCUAUCACACAAUUACCUCAAUCCGAUCCUCAACUGCCAUGGUUUAGCAAUCUCCAGGCACUUCCGGCCGGAGUUUGGCUGUCUCCGCUUGUGGCUCAAAGGGAGGGACAAUAUGUUGGGAAGACCGGAAUUGGUUGCGCCUACUCUCUCUUUGAUCCUGCUCAGCUCGACCAAAUCGUUGCACUCGUCAACUUGUCUGACCGCGCUGGCAUAAAAAGCCUUCGGUUCUGUGGAACAUCUAGGAUGGGUUUGGUAACGUUGGGUGAGUGGCCUGAUAGGGAGGUUGUUAAAAUCAAAGGGCCUGCAAGGAUGAGAAUUUCGGGUCCGAAUGGGGAGCGGAUCGAGAAAGUUAAGGUAGCAUUUCAGAGGCUUGACCAGCAUGACCGGGUAGUGGGAUUGUCCAUGGAAACCAAUUUCGGUCGGCUCAAUAAGGUCUUUAGCUCUGAACUGUGCCCUGAGCGACCGAUACAUUUGUCUCCUCAUAAUGUAAAAAGCUUGGAGUGUGCUGAAACUGAGGAAAUUGUUGGGUUUCAUGGGAUCGUCAGCGUAGGUUCUUAGUUUUUUUAGUUUGUUUUAUUUUUGUAAUACUGGCUGAUAGUAUUCUAGGACCAUAAUAUCCACGACCUCGGCCUUGUCCUCAGGCGGAGCUCUAUGUUUGCUUCUUAUUGAGGGGCCCUAGCUGAGCGGAUGGAGAGGGUUUACCUUUGCGUCCAAUUAACAAUUGUUUUUUCCUUUUUUGUCUAUAUCCAUUUAUAUUGUUUGUUUUAAUCCAGAUCAGAAUGCACGACAUGUUCCCCUUGAUGUAUUUAUAGGAGGCGUUCUAGUGCCUUAGCAUGCUAGAAGUGGGGGUCCACUUUUACCUUAUUUUCCUGGUUCAUAAUGUUUUGGAGAUUGUGGGGACUCGUGCCCGGGUGCGAGAUCGAUUGUUGGAAGUAGAUAACCCCUUUAUGGAACCGGGUUCCAGUUCGGUUCAAUUUCAGCUAGUACAAGGAGUGUGACAGGAUGUUAGGCAGGAGGGCACGUAGGACGCACGAGGGCGAAGUAGGAGUUGGAAAGUGUAAGGGGUGGGUGGCUCGAACGUCCUCUCCCCGUCGAUGAUAGAAGGAGUAGGCGUGUGUUACUGAAACCCUACCGGGAAGAUUAUACUUGACCAUGGAGCUAUCCCCGUGGCUAAGCACUUAUAGGACCUUUUGAGUAGGAUGUCCUACAAUAAAAUUAAGAAUUCAAUGAGUGCCAUGUGGUAU